GGUCGACGCAAAUAUACUUCCUGCACCCCGGAAGUGGGUUUAAAGAAGUCAAGAUGGGGACUCGCGUGAAGGUCCUGAGCGUGUUUAAAGCGCUGCACAGAACAAGGCAGACUGUAUUCAAAGACGACAACAGAGCACUGACAGCUGCAAAGUUAAAGAUCAAUGAGGAGUUCCGGAAAAACAAAGAUGAAACGUCAGGAGAAAACAUUGCGAAGAUGAUCAAAAUGGGCUCAGAUGUGGAAGCUGUUCUUCGACAGACCGUGUUACAAAUGAAACAUGUCGGAGAUGACACGCUACUGCUCGUGCCCAGAGAGAGCCUCCUACUAGAAAAUGUCCCCUAUUGUGACCAGCCCAGGAAAAAGUCAUGACAUAUUAAAUCUUUCUCGCCCAAAACAUGAGACUCACCGUCAUCCAUCUGCAAUUUAAACUAUUUAACCAGAACAUUUCAAGUUGAAGAUCAUCUCUACAUGAGGAAAUGCCUGUUCUUGAUUCACUGCUGGUGUCGGCUGUUCUGUUGUAAGAAAUCAGUGCUGCAAACUGGAUUAUGUAGUUUCAUGUGUAGUGUUUUGUCAAAUGUUAUUUAAAUGUUUUCAUUUCAUAUGGAAAUAUUGUGCCUAAUUUCCAGCAGCUUGUUGUGAUCCUGAAAUCAGUGAAAUUGCUGCUACUGAAAAAUAAAUGUAUCACUGCGUUCUUAUUAAAGAGGAGGAUUCCCAGUC
Molecule: messenger RNA, 716 nt
Organism: Hippoglossus stenolepis (Pacific halibut)
Lineage: Eukaryota; Metazoa; Chordata; Actinopteri; Pleuronectiformes; Pleuronectidae
Gene: lyrm7
Product: LYR motif containing 7
Exons: 5
Coding region: 54-368 (104 amino acids)
Biological process (GO): mitochondrial respiratory chain complex III assembly
Source: RefSeq, a predicted model, not a curated record